Messenger RNA from Tinamus guttatus (white-throated tinamou), 1293 nucleotides. The record is from RefSeq and is a predicted model, not a curated record. NCBI's taxonomy places the organism in Eukaryota, Metazoa, Chordata, Aves, Tinamiformes, Tinamidae.
AUGUAUUUUCAGAGCAUGCUUGAAGAUUUAUUAAUUCAUAAGCCAGAGGAGCCCAUUCAGUAUAUGAUAAACUAUUUAAAGCAAAACAAUGAUGAUGCUCCAAAAAUUUGUAUACUUGGUCCACCUGCUUCUGGGAAAACUACAGUUGCAAUGAGGCUUUGUAAACACUUGGAUGCCAUACGUGUGUCUCAGGAGACUUUGUUAUUCAAGGAAGCAUUACCACUGACAAAAGAAGCAAAGGCAUAUAAAAAAAGAAAGCAGAAAAUCCCCAACGCACUUUGGGCCAAUCUGAUCCAGGAACGUCUGUCAAACGUGGACUGCAUCAAACAAGGUUGGAUUUUGGAAGGCUUCCCUGAAAACCAGGAACAGGCAUGGAUGCUGCAGUCAUCUGGCGUCAUUCCUACGCACGUUGAGGUGUUCCACACCACCUUCGACUGGCCGCGCGACCCUCGAGUGCAGCAGCGCCUGGUGAAACCAGAGGAUGCGUCUGAACAAGAGAUAUCCAGGAAGCUGCUGCGGUAUCAUAGAAGCUUUCCUGGAGUCUUCCAAGCCUACCAAAAAGUUCUGAAAUCAAUCAAUGCAGACCAGCCUUGUGUGGAUGUUGUAUCACAGGCUCUCACCUAUGUCCAAACCCGGCACCGAUCGGCUGCCCCCUUCACACCACGGAUUCUCUUUUGUGGACCCCCAGGCAGUGGGAAGCGCCUGCAGGCAGCACUAAUAGCUCAGAAAUACAGCAUUGUCAACAUUUGCUGUGGGCAACUGCUAAAGGAAGCUGUUGCAGAGAAGACAAAACUUGGAGAACUCGUUAAGACUUAUUUUGACAAUGACCGCCCAGUCCCAGACAACCUCGUUGUAAAGAUCGUGGCCAAGCGGCUGAACACGCUGGACUGCGUGACCAACGGUUGGGUGCUCUGCGGUUUCCCAAGGGACGUAGAGCAGGGAGAACAGCUGCAAAGAGCAGGAAUUAUUCCAAACAGGGUGUUCUUCUUCAGUCUCCCCUACGAGUCCAUCAUGGAACGUCUGUCUCAGCGGAGGAUUGAUCCAGUCACCGGGGAAAGGUAUCACACUACAUUCAGACCAGCUCCAGCUCUGAAGAUCCAGGCCCGUCUCAUGCAGAACCCUAAAGACAAGGAAGAAAAUAUCGAGAGGCGCCUGGAAGCCUAUUACAGAAAUGCCAAGGAACUGGAGGAGUUUUAUGAAGAUGCUUUUUACAUCAACGCUGACCAAGACCCUCGAGUUGUCUUUGAGUUUAUAGAGAGCUGUAUCAUUAAACCCCUUCCACGUAAGUCCUGA